AUGGGAUCUACUUAUUUUGUUUAUGUAAUCCAUGAAUUGUCUUUACAUCAAAUUGAAUUAAUGAUUCGGAGAAUCAUUAUUAUCUGCCGCGUCUUGAGGUUCUCGACUCGCCUCCGCAUCUUCAAGGAGGUGAGAAUGGACGGUCGAGAUUCAUCGAUUGCUUACACCCACAAGCCCUUUUCCCGUCUCCUAACAAAUGAUCGCAUGGCUCCUUUAUUUCUAUUCAUGAGUAGUCCCGAGAUGAUUUUCUCGAAGUUGAGCUUAGCCAAGGCUGUUACGCUCAAUUCAAAUGCUUUUGAGGUGACGCACGGCAUAGAUAUUUGGAAGUAUUCCGCGGCCAAUCCGUCGUUCAAUGAGUUGUUCGCCAAGAGUAUGGCGCCCUUAGAUAGCGCCCACGUAUCGUUGGUGCUCGAAAACUACCCCGCCGUGUUUGAAGGGAUUAGUUGUCUUGUGGAUGUCGGGGGUGGUAAUGGAACGGUGCUCCGUAUAUUGGUGAAGGCGUGCCCGUGGAUAGUCCGAGCCAUUAACUUCGAUCUUCCUCAUGUGGUGAGCUUAUCGGGCGGAGGCGAUGAUGCCGUGUCGAGCAAGUUGGGGGCGACAUGUUUUCCGAAAUUCCAAGUGGCGACGCUAUGUUGGUUAUGGUACAUUAGUCUAAUCGAAUAUUUUUCUAAAUUGAUCGUACAACAAUUGAACAUGGCGUACGAAGAAGAAGAACAAGCAAAGGACUAUGUCCAAAAAUGCAUCUUCAAGGCGUUCGAAUUGUACAUGAUGAGAUGUGCCAUCAACCUAGGAAUUCCCAACAUGGUCGAAAACCACCCCGUCGGCGCCGUGACGCUGCCGGAGCUCUCAUCAGCGUUGGAUUGCAAGCCAUCAUUGCUCCACCGUGUCAUGAGGUACUUGACUCACCACGGCAUCUUCAAAGAGGUGAAAACAGGCGAUCAAGAAGAUUCUCCGGUUGGUUACUCCCAAACGGCCGUUUCCUGCGCUCUCUUAAAAGACAACUUUGCCCCUAUUAUUCUACUUGAAAGUAGCCCGGAGUCGGUUGCCUCCUUCUUGCGACUCGACGCAUUCUUGACAUCAAAGAAUAGCGACAUCAGCGCUUUCGAAGCAGCCAACGGUGCGGAUGUAUGGAAGUAUAAUGCGGCCAAUCGCUCUUUUAGCGAGUUGUUAAACGAGGGGAUGGCGUGCGUGGCAAAGUUCACAGUAUCAAACGUAAUCGAGGAUUGCGCCGACGUAUUUGAGGGGAUCAACACGUUGGUCGACGUUGGUGGUGGCAACGGCACGACAUUGCGCGCCAUUGUAAAGGCAUGCCCGUGGAUCACUCGAGCCGUCAAUUUCGAUCUUCCACACAACGUCUCGUCCUUUUCAUCCAACUGCGAAGAUCGGAUCGAGCACGUAGGUGGCGACAUGUUUGUGUCUAUUCCGAGCGCGGACGCUACUUUUUUAAUGUCAGUAUUGCACGAUUGGGACGAUGAAUCCUGUGUGAAGAUCUUGAAGAAUUGUGGGGAGGCAAUUCCAAAGGGGAGCGGGAAAGUGAUAAUUGUGGAUAUUGUGGUCGAUGAUGAUAAGGAUGUCAACGAUACCGACAACCUUAAUAAGAAAAACCGCAGAGAUUAUCAUAUGGCUUUGGACAUAGUAUUGAUGACACAUACGAGCAAAGGAAAAGAGAGGACAUGGAAAGAAUGGACCAAAGUUCUAACAUCAGCUGGAUUCACUCGUCACACCAUUAAACACUUAGCGGCUGCACCUCAAUCUGUCAUCGUUGCAUAUCCCUCGACAUCGAUUUAAUGAAAAUUUCAAAUGAA
Molecule: messenger RNA, 1805 nt
Organism: Andrographis paniculata
Lineage: Eukaryota; Viridiplantae; Streptophyta; Magnoliopsida; Lamiales; Acanthaceae
Product: acetylserotonin O-methyltransferase-like
Exons: 3
Coding region: 1-1788 (595 amino acids)
Biological process (GO): methylation
Molecular function (GO): protein dimerization activity; O-methyltransferase activity; S-adenosylmethionine-dependent methyltransferase activity
Source: RefSeq, a predicted model, not a curated record